AAUUUGCCUACGGUAUCUUACAAUCCUCUCCGUAAAAAAAGGUUUCUAGUGCCCAUUUCUAUAGUUUUGUUCGGCGAUGGCGUUCCGGAGUCCUUAGACGGUACGUGGAGGUGACUAGACCGGAGGCUGGUGGACUGUUCGUUAGAUUGCUGGCCAACUCUCAUAGAGGAAAGUGCUCGAACAUGUGCGUGCCUAGUGUUCUGGAGUCUCGCCUUUUGAAAAGGCAUGACUUCACAGGACACUCCUACCGGGACACUUCCGUCGUCCCUAACGGAAGUUUCCCUAACUGAGUAUUGUGGGCCUUUGAUGACCGGUUGCCUUGGUGAUACUUGUGAAGUUACUUAUCGGGAGACUGGUUUGCUGCCACUUUGAGCUGAACGUACUGGAUUCGAUCAUCUCGUGCUAUGAAGAAGACCGGAAGUCUUACGAUACUCAUGGAUAGCCUCUUAACACGCGAUAAAGGCUUGGCUCACGGCGUUCUGCACUCAUCUGCUUCUAGGAUCAUAGGUCCGAUUGCUAGCCGCUUAUGUACUCUUUGUGUAUUGUCCAAUGUUCAGGGUCCAACAUAACCGCCCGUCCAACUUUCCUGUCCAUCGCUCCGAGGGUAUAAAAGCCAUCCAAGUUGUUCCCUUCCUUGAUCAUUGGCUCUUGUCAUUUGCUACGAUGCCCAUCUCACGCGACCUCACUCCUUACAUUUGGAACAGGGACUUGGAAAGCCCAGAGUCUCCUUCUACUGGGCAGAGGACAUUUCGGUCAAGCCGUACAAUAGCUCGUGCUAUCCGCCAACCUGGGAACCAACUGACUCCCAUUUCUGAGGGCCGGAUGAUAGCACAGUCGCCGACAAUGCCUGUGGUCCCUCCGCCGCACUAUGGUGGGACCCUUAUGCCACAAUCGUUCUAUCUACCAGCGACCUCGGUAACUCUUACGCCUCCACCUCCUUAUGCCCCAUCCUCUACUCCGAACUAUAGAUCUUCAACGGGGCAGCGGGCGUUGAUGCCUAUGGCGACUCCGCCUCCUCAAUAUCCGUAUAAUCCACCAGCGCGCAGCCCCGCGUCAGUUCCUACGCCUCGAUCCCUAUCUGGACGCCCAUUGUUGACUCCCAGCACGCAGGGUCCCAGGUAUCCUAAGAUGACCCGUGUUGUUGUCGAUGAACGGACUGCCACGGAAGGCAAUCCUCCCGGAUCUCAGCCGACCAUGCUCAAUCGCGCAUUGGAAGAAACAAGUUUCAACAAUCUCAACUUCCAAGAUGGCGAUCGCUGGGCCGUAGAUUCAGAUCCACAGAAGGUAGCUCAAUAUUGUCGUGUACCCUUCAUGCACGCACGCCGCGGUGAAAGUGUCACUGCGUCGAGAGCCAAUAGGAUUGGGCUCUGUCACAAUUUUCUUCCAUACUUGAUAGUGAUCACUGCGAAGAAUGAAAGCACAGGCGUUGUCAUUGAUGAGCUAAUCAAGGGUCUCUACGAGGCUAUCCGCGGUCAGAUCACCACCGCAGAAACUGUGGCUUUGCAGAAGCUAUUUGACGAUCCUUAUACCCGUCGCUUCUCACAUCUGGAUAUACGAGGUGCCACUAGCGGUCUUACUGGGCUUCGUCUUCUUGGGAACUUCACAUAUUUUCGUGGUAUGAAAUUCGCAAAGUAUGUCCAUGGAGUACCUGUUUUCACUAUCCUGUUGCGGGGCCCCAACGGUGAGAAGCCUGAUGCUUGUGAGUAAGCUACAUGUGCUGUGUUUAUAGCUGCAAUUUUCGAUGCAAUAGAUAUCAUUACGCCAGUAAAGAUUUCGUGUGGAUAUGAAUUUGGUUUGAAUGCUAUCGGUACGUCAUUGAAACUUUCUAGGGCUUACUGAUCAGCCAUGUGUGUUUCUCGCAUAACCACAACUUGGCUUCUACUUGAGACAUGAGGUUAUGAUCGGUUACUUAUCCUUUCCCCUCCUUUGACCAUUGACCAACACGUGGCCGCCACAAAUUCCGUAUAAGCUCUCGUUACAAGGUGCUCCUUUCUUUGUCUCCACUUUUACAACUCACUUCUGAUGUCUGAUUGUUGGCAUCACGUCGCCUCCCUGCGAGGGCCAAUUGCCAAACGGCCUUAACCGGAGGCGAACUCUGUCAUCUCUCGACCCAUGGGACCUAGCGCACCACAACCCGCAAAGUAUCCUUCCUACAAAAAUUUCGUUGGGAAGUCCGCAUGUGCAGGUCGUCUCUCUUCAUCCUCUUCUUUGCUAUCGGUUUCCAAAGGGUUCACUGUGCAUGCAUCCUUAACACCGGGUCGAGGGUUUGACGCCUAUGGAUAUCUUCUACCACGUCCUUCAAAUCGGCGGCGGCGGAAUGUCAGCGACAACCCAAGAACUAUUAAUGACUUUGGGAAACCUAGCGGUUUCGUCACUACCCCUCCUCUGAGGAAAAUAAUAAUCGGGAGCAUUUACU
Molecule: messenger RNA, 2416 nt
Organism: Somion occarium
Lineage: Eukaryota; Fungi; Basidiomycota; Agaricomycetes; Polyporales; Cerrenaceae
Source: the annotation of a GenBank genome assembly